AUGACUGUAAUAGAUUUCAUAGAUCUGAGUAAUCAUGAUAUUAUUGACUUGAGCAGCAGCGAUGACGAGAUUGUUCAGGAGGGUCAUAUUGCAACUAAGCACCGGGCGGCGUCGCUUGAUAGGCAGACUAUGCAUGUCAUAGCUGGUGUAGGAAUCCAAGAUGUGCAGGCUGCGUUUGUUGCAACUAGUGAAGGAAGGCAAGAUGUGCAGGCUCUGUUUGCUGCAGCUAGUGAAGGAAGACAAGAGGCUGCUGAUUGCGGAUAUGCUUUGGAAGUCACCACAUCGUCCUUGGUUACGGAAAAAGAACCUCUUGUUGCAGCUAGUGAAGGAAGCCAAGAUGUGCAAGCUGUGCUUGUUGCAGCUCUUGAAGGAAGCCAAGAUGUGCAGGCUGCGUUUGUUGUAGCUAGUGAAGGAAGCCAAGAUGUGCAGGCUGUGCUUGUUGCAACCACUGAAGGAAGGCAAGAAGUUGCCGACUCCGGAAAUGCUUUGGAGGCUACAGCAUCGUCUUUGGUUACUGAAAAAGCACCUCUUGAUAUGGCUGAAUCACACAACUGUCCUCGCUCUCCCACAUCAGCGACAUUCCCCAGCCCGACUUCUACCGUUCUGAAGGCUCCGACCUCUGAAGGUGGCGAUGCAAAGCUGGUAAGAGGGAAGGUGAAGCGUCCCAGGAAGAACUACCACACCGGUACUCCUAGGACAAGUCCUAGGUUUGAACUGAAGCCUGAAUGUCGGAACGGGCCUCUGGACGAGCUGCCAGCAAAGGCACUGACCUCUGAAGGUGGCGACGCAGAGCUGGUGAGAGGGAAGCUGAAACAUCCUAGGGAGAACUACCCUGCUGGCACUCCUAGGACAAGUCCUAGGUUUGAACAGAAGCUUGAUUGUCGUAACGGGACUGUCGAAGAGCUGCCAGCCGAGGCACUAAUUUCUGAAGGUGGUGAUGCGGAGUUGGUGAGAGGGAAGGUGAAACGUCCUAAGAAGAACUACCAUACCGGCACUCCUCGGACAAGUCCUAGGUUUGAACCGAAGCGUGAAUGUCAUAACGGGUCUGUGGAACAAAUGCCAGCCGAGGUUCUGACCUCUGAAGGUGGUGAUGCUGAGGUCGUGAGAGGGGAAAGAAACAUUCUAGGAAGAACUGCCAUACCGGCACUCCUCGGACAAGUCCUAGGUUUGAAACAAAGCGUGGAUGUCGUAACGGGUCUGUGGAAGAGCUGCCAGCUGAGGCUCUGA
Molecule: messenger RNA, 1227 nt
Organism: Triticum turgidum subsp. durum (durum wheat)
Lineage: Eukaryota; Viridiplantae; Streptophyta; Magnoliopsida; Poales; Poaceae
Source: the annotation of a GenBank genome assembly